Messenger RNA from Ahaetulla prasina, 972 nucleotides. RefSeq lists its product as uncharacterized. The annotation marks the transcript as partial. The record is from RefSeq and is a predicted model, not a curated record. NCBI's taxonomy places the organism in Eukaryota, Metazoa, Chordata, Lepidosauria, Squamata, Colubridae. Gene Ontology annotation, biological process: DNA integration. The transcript is spliced from 2 exons. Gene Ontology annotation, molecular function: nucleic acid binding.
CACGAGGGUCACCCAGGGAUCGUUAGGAUGAAGGGUCUAGCGAGAAGCUAUGUGUGGUGGCCCUUAAUGGACUCAGAAAUUGCUGAAAGGGUAGGGAAAUGCCAGGCCUGCCAAGAGUCCAGACCUCUACCCCCAACGGCCCCGGUUCGGGAAUGGGAAAGACCCCAAGGGCCCUGGUCGAGAAUCCACAUUGAUUUUGCCGGCCCCUUCCACGGCCAAACCUUCCUGGUAGUAGUCGAUGCCUACUCCAAAUGGCUGGAAAUCAUUCUCAUGAGAUCCAUGACAGCCGAAGCCGUGAUCUCAGUCCUACGGCACCUAUUUGCAACACAUGGGUUGCCCGACACAUUGGUUUCCGAUAACGGCCCGCAAUUCACGGCAACACAGUUUGAGGAAUACUUGGCAGAAGAGGGCAUCCGGCAUGCCCUCUCGGCGCCUUUCCACCCUGCGACGAAUGGCCUUGCAGAGCGUUUCGUCCGAAGCGCGAAAGAGGCAUUGUCCAGACUCAAGCCAGGCGACUGGCAAUCAAAAAUAGAUAUUUUCCUAGCCGUCCAACACCGAACCCCCUGUGCCACCACCGGCAGAAGCCCUGCCGAAUUACUAAUGGGCCGAAAACUCAGGUGCCCACUAGACCGUCUAAAUCCCAACUAUACACCAGAGGGAUACAAGGGGGGACUCGAAAAGACAAGAGGAAUGGAUAUAGGCGACCGGGUAUGGGCGCACAACUAUGGUGAGGGCCCGACCUGGGUAGCAGGAAAAAUUCUAAACAUAACAGGUCCCAAAUCAUACUUGGUAGAGUUAACGGAUGGCCGAGUAUGGAGGCGACAUAUAGACCAAUUGAGGAAAGCAGUUGGCGGACAACCCGAGUACUUGUUAGAAGGAGAGGAAUUCAGCUUUGUCCCAUUUAAAGUAUGGUUGCCUCUUAAGAUGUCCACUUGUAGCAGAAUUCAGGAACGAGUGGCUCUCCAGAUUUAG